Molecule: messenger RNA, 486 nt
Organism: Saccostrea cuccullata (small rock oyster)
Lineage: Eukaryota; Metazoa; Mollusca; Bivalvia; Ostreida; Ostreidae
Product: receptor-type tyrosine-protein phosphatase F-like
Exons: 3
Coding region: 1-471 (156 amino acids)
Biological process (GO): dendrite self-avoidance; homophilic cell-cell adhesion; axon guidance
Cellular component (GO): axon; plasma membrane
Molecular function (GO): cell-cell adhesion mediator activity
Source: RefSeq, a predicted model, not a curated record
AUGAUAAAAAGCAAUCUCUUUUUUUCAGGUUCUUUACGGAUAGCCAAAGCCCUAGAGUCAGAUUAUGGAAAAUAUGAAUGCGUAGCUACCAAUGAGUAUGGAGUGACUUACUCUUAUGCUGCGAUGUUAUACAUCAGAGUACGUAGAGUCCCCCCUAUUUUCACCCUCCCCCCAAAGAGAGUGGAGGUGGACCCCAAUGGCAGCGUCAAUCUGACCUGCGUGGCGGUCGGGUCCCCCAUGCCACACGUUAUGUGGCGGGAUGGUGCCACGGAACUCGGAAAGCCUGUCAUAGGAAAGAAUGUCCUCCAACUUAAAAACAUCACCGAGAGCAAGAACUACACAUGCGUGGCGUCAUCUGACUUAGGAAACAUCGAACACAUCGGGGAGGUCAUCGUUAAAGGUAAAAUGUCUGUACAGCGACAUUUGGACUGUUUCUUUAGAAAUUACACUCUGGAAAGGUGUGUUCCCUGAACGUCUGCUCCCUAU